GCUGGGAAAUGGAGUCCGCGCCUCAGGGUUGGCGGCCGGGCCGCGACCGGGAACCUGGCCUAUUUUGAAACUUAAUUAGCCGCCCAGCGGGUGAAUUGGCGCCCGGAGGGAGGCCCCGCCGCCGGGCUGGUCUACCGGUACAGGCGGGCUUGCGGUGGCGCGGCUGAGGCGCCCGGCUGCCCCCGCGCAGGCGAGGCGCUGAGACAGGCCCCUGGGCCGGCGUGGAGGCCCUCAGGCGGGAAGGGCGGCGGGCGGCCAUGCGGAGCCGGCCGGGACAUUUCGUGGACUUGCGGCUGAAGCAGCGCGUUAAGCAGUAUCUUGCAAGUAGUAAAUGUGGCCAGUAUGUUGACAUUGGAAUUCUAGCAUCAGAUUUGCAGAAAACCUACAGUGCAGAAUAUGGACGAAGAAAAAGAAAUGCUUUUAGAAUACAAGUUGAAAAAGUGUUUGGAAUAAUCAGUAAUGAAAAAGAACGUGAAGAUUUGGCAGUUUUAGAAGCUGAACAUGUGGCAAAAAGAGCAAGACAACAUGAGAAAAAUGAGACUGCAGGAAGUGCCACAGAUGUCUCUGAUGAUGAUGAUUAUCCAGAAGAUCUAUCUACAAAUCACAUGAACAGUUCCCUGCUGAGCUUAUACAAGAAAGGAAAUCCCGAUUCUGUUCCAACGACGCCAAAAAAUGAACCAAUGGAAACCCCUCAUCCUGUGCGAACAGCUCCUCAAACAAGCACCUGCUCGCCAGGAACACGAGUUAAAACACGCAUCUCCGAAGGUGGCUGGUUCAUUGAUAAAACUCCAUGUGGAAAAGACUUUUUCAUUGACCUUUCUGAGGACGGAGAAGGAGAUGCAAAGAAACUGAUUUCUGAGAAAUCAACAGAAUUUUCUGCCUUGGAGAGUGAAAGAAAGAAAUCAAAGGGUAAGAGAACAAAAAGAAAAAAAGAAGAAAUGCCAGAUGUAGAUGAAGAAAUUAAUGCCAUCUUACUUAAAGACAAAGUUAGAAGUAAGGGACCAGAGCUUUACCACCCCUCAGUGAAGUUUGAGGAUGUAGGAGGCAAUGAUGAAACUUUAAAGGAAAUUUGCAAAAUGCUCAUUCAUGUCCAUCAUCCUGAAGUCUAUAACCACUUAGGUGUGGUUCCACCUCGUGGUUUUCUUUUACAUGGACCACCAGGAUGUGGAAAGACACUGCUUGCGCAGGCAAUUGCUGGGGAGCUUGAGCUCCCGAUGCUGAAAGUGGCUGCAACGGAGAUGGUGUCUGGAGUGUCAGGGGAAUCUGAGCAGAAACUGAGAGAAUUGUUUGAGCAGGCUGUGUCCAGUGCACCGUGUGUCCUUUUCAUCGAUGAAAUUGAUGCGAUCACCCCAAAAAGAGAAGUUGCUUCGAAGGACAUGGAGCGGAGAAUUGUUGCUCAGUUCCUAACUUGUAUGGAUGACUUGAAUAAUGUGGCUGCCACUACUCAAGUCCUAGUUAUUGGAGCAACUAACAGACCUGACUCACUGGACCCUGCACUGAGGCGAGCUGGAAGAUUUGAUCGAGAAAUUUGUUUAGGGAUCCCAGAUGAAGCAGCAAGAGAAAAAAUUCUUCGGACUUUGUGUCGAAAACUUAAACUCCCAGAGUCCUUUGAAUUUCAUCAUUUAGCACGGCUCACUCCGGGUUAUGUCGGUGCUGAUCUGAUGGCACUUUGUCGUGAGGCAGCUAUGUGCACAGUGAACAGGAUCCUGAUAAAAUCUGAGGAGCAGAAAAGCAAACAUAUACACGCUGGAGGAAACACAGCUGAAGAAAGCAUGGGAAUAGGAACAGACGUCCUGGUGGAGGAGGAUACCAAGCAACCAGAACUUCCUCCUAAGGAUGAAUUGCACAGACUUCUGGAUUUGCUGAAGAAGCAAGACCCUUUGCCUGAGGAACAGCUGCAGAAGCUGUGCAUUGAGAUGAAUGAUUUUAUUGUUGCACUGUCAUCAGUGCAACCCUCUGCCAAGAGAGAAGGCUUUGUCACAAUUCCUGAUGUGACAUGGGCAGAUAUCGGAGCCCUGGAGGAUGUUCGGGAGGAGCUGACUAUGGCAAUAUUGGCACCUGUGCGAAACCCAGAGCAGUUUAAAGCUCUGGGCCUGACUACUCCAGCUGGUGUCCUGCUUGCAGGGCCUCCUGGGUGCGGCAAAACACUGUUAGCUAAGGCUGUGGCAAAUGAGUCUGGACUGAACUUCAUAUCUGUGAAAGGUCCUGAACUACUAAAUAUGUAUGUUGGUGAAAGUGAACGUGCUGUACGUCAGGUAUUCCAGCGUGCCAGGAAUUCAGCCCCGUGUGUUAUAUUUUUUGAUGAAGUUGAUGCUUUGUGCCCUCGGAGGUCUGACCAUGAAUCAGGAGCCAGUGUCCGAGUAGUUAACCAGUUACUUACGGAGAUGGAUGGUCUGGAGAAUCGUCAGCAGGUUUUCAUUAUGGCUGCCACAAACAGGCCAGAUAUAAUUGACCCAGCUAUCCUGCGUCCUGGUAGACUGGAUAAAACGCUCUAUGUGGGUUUGCCACCACCUGAAGAUCGACUUGCUAUUUUAAAGACCAUCACCAAAGUCUUAAUUGAGAGCCCAGCAGAAGUGAGAUACAAACACUCUCUGAAUGGGUCUUUUCCUUGCACGUUUUCGUGAUCGUUCCAUGAGGAGGCUGGUGCUGUUCUCACUUAUUAUUUCUGCAGUCACCAGAGUUCUUGUAGAGCUAGGCAAAGAUUUGUAUUUCUAGUGUUAGGAACAAGAAAUAGGUUGUUAUUUUCUUCAAAUAUGUUUAGGAGUUAUCUGCAAGAAGAACAUGGAAUAUGGAGAGAGGAAAAUAUCUUAAAUUAACUGAAAUAAGACCUUACUUUUUGUCAGACUUCAUCCAUGCAUUCUGGAUAAGGAAAUUUGAAAAAUCUGUCUAGAGGAACACUUGCUUAAAUACGCGCUCGGGGUAGAUAAAGCAAAACAUUUGGUGCAGAUGUGGGUGGCAUCUGGGUGACAGUAUGCAUUCCCAGAAAUCCCCGAGGAAUACACGCACAGGAUGUGGAAGCUGAGAAUAGUUGCUGAGGGAAAACCGGGAUGCUUACAAAAGCAGUGUGAGGAAUAGAAAAGGGAGUUACGGGGAGGAAGAGGUUGUAGGGAAGACAGACAGCAUAAAUGUAGGUUGAAGAUUGUUGUGAAAGAGUUUUAUUUCAGUUAACUUGUACAAAUCGAUCAUUUUCAAAUUGCAUGUUAAUUAUGCAAGAGAAGCAUGUCUCCGCAUGUUUAAGUUGCCAGUGUACUUACGUUGCUGCUGGCUUAUCAAGCUGCCCUGGUGCACAUACUGCUGAGCCUGUCUCCAGAGUAGGCAGAUCAUCCCACUCAAAAAAUGCAAUUGGUAAAACAUUUCUUGUUAGCAGAGCAGGCAUCUCUCUGGCUUGCAGUCUUGUACAACAAUCACUGAAGAACCCCAUAUGAAACCAUAUGAGGUUUCCUUGUUUCCAGGUUAAAGUCUGUUCUUUCAAGAAGUUUCAAAAUCAGGCUGUUCCUUUGUCUUUCUGUUGGGUUGGUUUGGGUUUUUUUCCCCUUUCUAACUGGUAUUCUAGAAAGAUUCAUUCAAGAUUGCUCCCUUACUCUACCUAGUCCUUGAUUAUUCUACUGUCUGUUAAGGAGUCAUGGGUUUUAACUUGUCAGUUACUAUACAUUUUAUUUUUUUCUCUUGAAGGUAUUGUAGGUCUGUGGUAUACUAGUUCACUUGAAGAAGUCAGAAAAGAAUUACAUGAGGUUGUGCCUUUCUAUCAAAUGAGUUUUGGGCAGAAAUAUAUUAAUUGUAUCAAAAAGUGUCCUUUCGUGUCCAAACUCGGGUAUUGUUUGAUACUAAAGACAUCUAGAAUCUCUGUACUACCAUGGCGCUGCUUUGCUGUUGUCUAAGGUUAAUAGAGAGAUGCUUAGUGUUUGAAAACUUUGUUGGCUAGUUUCAAGUAUAAUUUAUAAUGUUGUCCAAUAUCUUUUGCUUGUUGGAGAUACAAGAUUAAUAACAAAAGAAACCACUUCUGGGAUCUUUGUGGAGGAAGCAGUAAUAACGUGGAAGGGUAGUGUCAAAAAGUCCACAGGGAUGUCUACAGUGUAUGUCAACUUUUAUGAAAUCCAGAAUGGAAAACUUCUAAGUUUGAAAAUGUAUGUCUAGAACAUAAAAGAGGUACAAUUAAUUCAGCCUUAAAGGUGAUAAGACUAAAUCUACGUGCUUAUUGCUUAGCUACUUGAUUUCAACACAGAGUAAAACUAGGGGAAGUUCAGCUAAACAAUGCUGUUGAUGUAACCACCUACUCGAGGCAUGUCCGCAUACGGAAUAGCGUCAGUGUUACAUUGCCCUGUCGCAGGCUGGCCAUCUUUUGUUAGAGAAAAGCUAAUCUGUUGGUGGGAAGUUAAAAUUUAGCAUUACUUAUUAUUUCAUAAUUAAAUGAUUUAAGGAUGGUUGUCCUUCCUGUUGCCUUGAAAUUAAAAACGUUCAUAUUUGUGGAUAUUUCAAGGAAUUUGUCAGCCCCCUAUAUGAUUCCUGAUUGAUGAAACUUAAUCACUUUGGGGAUGGCAUGUUUAAAAAAAAAUAAAAGGUUUUUUUUAUCUUCCUCUUUUUAUUAUCU
Molecule: messenger RNA, 4588 nt
Organism: Chroicocephalus ridibundus (black-headed gull)
Lineage: Eukaryota; Metazoa; Chordata; Aves; Charadriiformes; Laridae
Gene: NVL
Product: nuclear VCP like
Exons: 20
Coding region: 258-2624 (788 amino acids)
Biological process (GO): ribosome biogenesis
Cellular component (GO): nucleus
Molecular function (GO): RNA binding; preribosome binding; ATP hydrolysis activity
Source: RefSeq, a predicted model, not a curated record